AUGGAGUCCGACACCCUCCCCCCGACGCCCAAGUCCCCCAGCGUGGGCAUGCGCCGCAAGGGCCCCAAGCCGUUCCCGACGCUCCCGCUCUCCGCAUUCACGCCCCCGAACACGGGUAUAUCCGACCAGUUCCCCCGCGCACCCAGCCCGAGCGCGAUGCAGCCGUUCGAGAUCGUGGAUGCUCAUGUCCUCGCUCCCACUGGCGACCUCGCGGGAUGGACCGCGCAAGCCGGGCAAACUCUCGGCGGCCGCACUCGCGGCGUCGUUGUCUCGCUCCAGGCUACCGCGCCGACAGAUGUCGAGAAGAUUAUUACCGAGCUCUCCUCAGACUCGUCCUCGACCCCGGUGGUCGCAAUCGCGGUGCCGUUCAAGCUUGAAGACGGAGUACCCGCUACCACCCCUUCCUACCUCGCAUCCGGCAGCUCGUCGACGCCUGCGAUCGUCCUCACCACAACUUUCACCGAGACCUCCUCCGAAGCGAUUGCGGCACUCGAAUGGGCGCUCAAACAGAAGUUCACGGUCAACAUCGAUGUCCAAAGCGGACUCGAGGAGGAGAACGGAUGGGAGGCGAUUGAGGACUUCCUCACAAAGGCGACUGCAGAUGCGGAAGCUAAGGGCAAAAUUAUUCUUUCUAACAUUGUCCCUCCUCCGGACGACCUUACACUCCCAAUCGUAAAGCUACUCACCCACCCCACCUACCGCAACUACCAGUCGCGUACAGCCUCCCUCUCCCUCUUCGCCAACCUCUUCAUCAACUUCCUCCCUCCCGCUUGGGGUGCCCCCACGCCCCCCACUCCCGCUCCCCCGCCGCCUGAAUCGCAGGAGUGGAGGCGCAGGAUCAAGAUGUACCUCGGUCCGACGGUCGAGGCAUUCGGCUUCCAGCGCAUCCUCUUCGGCACGUCGCCCGCGGCGCCACUAACGGGCAUGUCCCAGGCGAGUAAGGCGGGCGACUGGUAUGAGCUCGCGCGCGAGUGCUUCGUAGAGCUUGGCGUCGAGCAGGACGCGAUCGACGCCGUCUUCGCGGGCAACGCGAGACUCGUGUACGGCCCGCCAGCGGCCCAAUCAUAG
Molecule: messenger RNA, 1068 nt
Organism: Epithele typhae
Lineage: Eukaryota; Fungi; Basidiomycota; Agaricomycetes; Polyporales; Epitheliaceae
Exons: 6
Coding region: 1-1068 (355 amino acids)
Source: RefSeq, a predicted model, not a curated record